Molecule: messenger RNA, 1626 nt
Organism: Ornithodoros turicata
Lineage: Eukaryota; Metazoa; Arthropoda; Arachnida; Ixodida; Argasidae
Product: alpha-L-fucosidase-like
Exons: 8
Coding region: 78-1502 (474 amino acids)
Biological process (GO): fucose metabolic process; glycoside catabolic process
Cellular component (GO): lysosome
Molecular function (GO): alpha-L-fucosidase activity
Source: RefSeq, a predicted model, not a curated record
GGGAAUAUGAUACAAGGAAACCAUUGCAGAGUCUCUUACCCGCUGUGUCUUAUCUCUUGCAGAGUCUCUUGUCUGUAAUGUUAAGUUUCGCCUGGAUCCUGUUGCUAACUACGAGUGUAGUUGCGCUUGAUGAGUAUAAACCUACAUGGAGUUCCUUAGACGCCAGACCUCUGCCGCCUUGGUAUGAUGAGGCGAAAGUCGGCAUCUUCCUGCACUGGGGCGUGUUCUCCGUACCAAGCUAUGUGUCCGAGUGGUUCUGGUGGUACUGGCUGGGCCAAGGUCCUCCCAGCGACCCGUUGCCAGCUUUGUUUAUGGCAGCCAACUAUCCUCCAAGAUUUACGUACCCAGAGUUCGCUAAGGAUUUCACCUGCGAGUUUUUCGAUCCUUAUGAAUGGGCACGGCUUUUUAAGAAAGCUGGAGCAAGAUAUGUUGUGCUAACAACAAAGCACCACGAAGGGUUCACGCUGUGGCCGUCAAGUGUAACAUUUAACUGGAAUGCUCGAGACGUCGGACCCAAAAGGGAUCUCGUAGGGGACUUGUCUAAAGCAAUUCGGUCAGAAACAGACAUCCAUUUUGGUGUUUACCACUCCCUCUUCGAGUGGUUCAAUCCGCUCUAUCUCAAGGACAAGGCAGCUAACUUCACUACAGACUACUUCGCUAAGAACAAAACUUUGGUGGAGUUGUACGAGCUAGUGAACACAUAUAAGCCCGACGUGGUAUGGUCUGAUGGAGACGCUGGGCCCGACACAUACUGGAAAAGCAAGGAAUUUCUGGCUUGGUUGUACAACACGAGCCCAGUGAAAGAUGUCGUCGUCACCAAUGACCGUUGGGGCACAGGCACGAGCUGCAGGCACGGGGGUUUUUAUUCCUGUGAAGAUCGCUACGAUCCAGGCAAACUGCAGCCACACAAAUGGGAAAAUGCUAUGACCCUGGACAGACGCUCGUGGGGGUACAGAAGAGACGCCACACUGGCAGACAUUUACAGAAUCGAAGACCUCAUCGCUCUUCUUGCAAAGACCGUGUCCUGUGGCGGUAACAUUCUGAUCAACGUCGGACCCACCAGUGACGGAAGGAUCGCUCCGAUAUACCAGGAACGGUUCACACAGCUUGGCCAGUGGUUGAAAGUCAACGGUGAAGCCAUCUACUCGACGACGCCUUGGGUCUGUCAGAAUGACAGCGCGAACGCAAACGUCUGGUACACCAGCAAACCCGAUGGCAGAGGAUCAAAAACUGUCUACGUGAUUGUGCUGAAGUGGCCGAAGCUUAGCGUCCUGGAACUGGGAUCGCUUACAGUACAAAACAGCACCGUGGUUACUAUGCUGGGGACAAAUGCUCGGCCUCAUGUCGUGCCACGAUACUCAGGAACAGUUGUCAAAAUGCCGGACCUGACUCCCGACCUCCUUCCCACACCAUGGGCUUGGGUUCUGAAAGUAACUGGUCCGGCUGAAGGCUACUGCCCUCAUUUCAGUAUCAUGAGGACAACAAAUCGGGAUAUUAACUGAAGCCCAUGUAGUGAUGCGACAUUGAUUUUUAUGGUACGCGAUGAACCUCGUUGUCGGUCUCGCUGUUGUCAGUUUAGUGUGUUUCAAAUAAAUCUGUUCCUGUACACGUGGAACGGUAGACGUA